AUGUUUUCAUGCUCCAUCGUCGUCUUCGUCCUCCUUUCUUCCCUUUCCCUUUCCUUGGUCUUCGUCACUCCCAAAAUAAUAACCCUCACUACUAUCGUUGCCGCAGAGAUCCCAACCGAUUGGCCCUGGUGGAAGUUGGUCGAUCAGUAGCCCAUGACGUUUGAACACAUCGCGAGUUCGCAUUGACAGAAAACGAGCUAGCUCGAAGGUAAAUCGUCUCCGAAUCCUGUUAGUAUGAAACGCUUUCAGGCGAACUAAGGCUCUUUCGUCUUCAAAAUCCCCCCGGCAAAGCUUCGUGCGCCAAGUGGUUGGCGAUAGCAACGAUGAGUCGAUUGGUGCCUUUGCCAAGACCACCAUUCGUUGAAAAAGCAGCAGUAAGGAGGGUAGAUCUAGACGGGUUGAAAGUUCCCGCAUAGUGAUUUGCCUUACUUGCAGCUCGAUCUUCGAGGGCGGAUCCUGGCUUAAGGAUCGACUUGUCGAUGCUUCGACCCGCGGAUGGGUUGACGACUGUUACGUCUAUGAGAAUGGACUUGGUGCAGAGUUCCUCUUGCUUCUCUCCUGCGUGUCAUCCUGGGGGAUUACCAAAGCUAUCUUGUAUAGCCCCUUUCCCCUACCAGUGCCUGUGGUAAAAGGGGAAGAAUCCUCAACGGCGAUGGGCAUAUGGCACUCGCGCAGUGUCUUGAGGACUACUCGAACCAUCCUGUUAUGGAGGAAGGUUGAGGCGCCGGUCUUGGUGCAGACGAGGGAGUGGGCUCGGCUCAAGCGGUCCUUGCAUGGUAACAAUGCACCUGCACCACAAAGUUUGCCUGUGUUGCAGUCUGCUCGAUCGUGACUCCCCAGUACACGACCGAUUGACUCUCGAUAUAGAUCAGGCAGCAUUCUUUCAUCUGCUGACAACCCUUGCGUUGUCAACCACGACAAAACUCCCUUGCCUUUCGCUUCCUCCAAGCGGAUCAACGCCCUCUUCUUUGGCGUUUCCUCGCCUACUACUUUCUGCAAGUCUGUCUCCACCAUGUGGCGCACUGCUGCAUGAAGAGGUUUCGAAAGGAGAGCUUGGGCUCCAAAGACUUGGUAGUGUUGACCAAAUUCAUUUCGGCUGUAGGUGGACGGUGGUUGAUAUUCUACGUCAGGUUUUCCAUCUUCACUGGGUUUUCACGCCUUCCCUGCUUCCAACGGGUAAACUCCUUUGAGGUCGGGGGUUAACUCAUCACUUGUGGCAAGUUUAGCCCAUGACUGCCCAACAGCUUUUUCAAGCUUGUCUUUGGUGAUGAUUUCCUCUAGCUUCUUCAGCGAGUCAAUCAGAGCCAAUCCUGUCGGUAGCUGGGCAAGCCGGGGUAGACAUUGCUCAACUGUGUAUCCUGUCGAUGCUUGCACUGACUUGGAGAACACCAGCGCUUGCCCUGCCACAAAAGCCGAUUCUCGAAUGAGAACAUUGCUCGUGAUUCCUAGUCCUCCUUCUCGCAUGGGUAGGUGCACCUGCGCCCGAGCUGUCCCUUUGAAGAAAUCUACCUCCUCGCUCUUCGUCGGGUCUGCUCGUACUGCUUUGACUGUUGGUAUUCUCAUGCUGUCGGCCGUCUUGCCACGAUCUUACUCAUUGCCCACAUCAUCAUGUUGUCAUGUAUUUUGCGGCAGAGUUGGUGAUAGACGGUGCAAUCGUCCUCAGCAGAUGGAACAAACGUGGCACACCAGAUAAACGCAGCAGUUGAUAGCUGGCUUGAGGGUCGUCAAGCGUUGCUAGGCGGAGUAUCAAUUCCGCCGGGUCACCACGGGCGAUUUUGGAAACGAAAUUCCUCUGGAACUCCUCUGUUCCUACUGGGAUCCCGACAACUGGCAUGCCACCUUCAGCAACUGACAGACCAAUUUUCGUCAAUUGUUGCUGUUCGUCGUUUGUCAAAGAGGACAUGCAAAGACCUUCCGGGAAAAGCACUUUGGAUUUCGGGAGACUGAGCUCAAUGCCUUUUUGGGAGAGACGUUCCUGAAUCCAAUUCGUUACAGUGGAUAUGGCCUGCAUGUUCCUAGCCAAACCUGGUGGAAGAUGUGCUUGGAGGUCGUCGACGUAUCCGAUGAGUUUGACUCCUGGCACUGGUGGCUUGUUGUUGAACUCUUUCAUGAUAUCAAGAAGUCCUACACAGAAGCCAAACCCUCCCAAAUUGCAGCCUUGUUGAACUCCGCGCUGUGAAAGAACAACCUCGAUCGAACCAUCUUCCAUUUUGAACAGAAGUUUCGCCUUGGUUCGAGCGUAGAUGUUCCCGAAGUACUUCACCAAGUGUGGCGUAUGAGUGGCCACUGCUGGCAAGAUGGAAGAUCUGCGCAUGCUGUUGUAAGCGUUUUUCCCAUCAAAGGAGAGAAUGGUGCUGCCUUGCUGGUGGCUGAGGGCUGCUGUGGAAGCCACUAUUUCAACUCCUCCUGGAACACCACCUCCGAACUGAUUUGCUGCUUCGAAGAUGUUCGCAAUUCCUCCCUUGUACUGGCGGCAGAAGCUGCCGCUGAUGAUGCGACGCAAAACCCCUCCAACUGCAAUCGGCCGUUUUUUCUCUCCCAGCGCUGAAAGGUUGGCACUGGUGUGGAGGUUCCAAAAGAAAUCCGGAAGCUCGUCUCCGUAGUAGAAGACUUUAAAGCUGAAGUCCGCCAAGGUUUCAGUAAAAGAAUCACUCAUCCCACCAGCUUGGAGAUACGAAAAACGAAGACCAUCAGGCCCCGGAGCACUCUGAGGGUUGGCUUUCUUUACCGUCUGCUUGAUGAACUUGAUUUCGAAUGGUUCAUCAGCUUCGGCGACGGAGUCGAUCUUGUGCGUUUUUAUACGAUCUCUCGCAGCUUUGAUGCUGGAAUCCCACGCAGUAGCAAUAUCGUCAGGAUCUUCGUUAGGGUGUAGGUUGCGAAGAUGCUCCAGCGUGUCGUUGUUGCGCGGUGAAGGUGCUGGGGAAAUUAAGGCACUGGCAGCUUUAGUGAUGCCUCCGCUUUCGUGCGCAAGUCUUGUGGCUCUUCUUUGGCGAUUGUCUUCAGUAUCCGCAUAAUACUGAAGUCGACGAUUCUUCUCGUACAUCAUGAGCCAGGCGAUAGGUUCACUCAGAUCACCAUUUGCAAAGCGGUUAAAUCGGGAUACCCUGUUCAUCCUUCCAUCAGUCGAUCCAUGCAAUGCUGGGGUAAGAUGAAGCAACUUUGUUGCUCGGACAAGUUGGAGUUGUCUUUCAACACGUGCUACUUCAUAUCUUUCCGCUGCAAGAGGAGACAGAUCUGAGGUAUCUGACUUCUGCUGAUCUAUGUGUACAGCUCCAAGUGCUUGCACGAAGAGGAUGACGACAUGUUGGAAGUGUUUGCAAAAUACUUUCGCCAGUUGCGGAUCGAUGUGUUUGACUGUCGAAAAAAUUGACGUUUCAAGAGUAUCUUGUCGAACCUGAUCCAGGGCACUGCUGACGUCGUCGAGGUCCCAUGGUAAUAGGAGUUGCCGCCUGUCGUCAUCAUCCUCUUGCGGUGGCUGCAACGACCCAGAGAGAGAUGGAGACGAUGUAGUACCUGGUUCGCAACAAUGCUUGGUGCGUGGAGAGAAAAGGUCGCCGCAUGUGCCACAUGCGGCGUAACCAGGUGCCUGGCUGCUCGAGCGCAAGGAUCCAGGAGGAGACAAACUGAGUAGUAGCUCUUUUCCUCGACCUUUAUGCUGACGUUUUUGGUGUGUAGCCAGAUUCCUCGCCGUCAGGUCCAGGUACGGGUGAUGGUGGUGCCAAAUCUUGGUUCAUGACACCACUCAUUGCCGAUGCGACUGGAGGCUCCAGUGCAAAGCGAUUCCACGCCAGUCCAUCAGUAUACUGCUGCUGCUGCUACAACCUUCCACCACGCUACUGAGCGUGCGUGGUGGAAGUGGUGAUCUCACACGAAUUGGCCAAGGGAGAAGUUGUGUGUGUGUGUGUUUUUAUUAUUAGCAUCGACCGCGCUAACCGGCUGACCAAUGAAAAGACGUCAGUCUUAGUGCGGUUGAAAACACAAAACACUUCUAUCUACCAUGAACUGGGACCCCGUGAGGGGGCAGCAUGGGGGAGGCUAAACUAUCCUUCGGAUUAAAAACAGAAACAGCAGCAACAGACGAAAAAUGCACGCGUCUACCAAGGCUAUUACCUAGUACUCGAGUUCGUUUAGGAGUACUUUCACCAGUGUCCUCCUUGUUUUCGCUACCAUCAUUCUGAUCCUCAUUUCGACAAGAAGAAUCUCUGGGCAGUUCUUCCCUAGCCCUACGUUUCUUGUUGUGGGGAAGGUCAUCUGGCUCAAACCCUUUGCUCUCUUCCACUCCUCCAUGUUUUUCUGCUCCAUCGUCGUCAUCCUCCUUUCUCCCCUUUCCCUUUCCUUCGUCUUCGUCACUCCCAAAAGAAUUACCCUCAUUACUAUCGUUGUCGCAGAGAUCCCAACCGAUUGGCCCUGGUGGAAGUUGGUCGAUCAGUAGCCCAUGACGUUUGAACACAUCGCGAGUUCGCAUCGACAGAAAACGAGCUAGCUCGAAGGCGAACUAAGGCCCUCUCGUCGUCAAAAUUUUCCCGGCAAAAAGCUUCGUGCGCCAAGUGGUUGGCGAUAGCAACGAUGAGUCGAUUGGUGCCUUUGCCAAGACCACCAUUCGUUGAAAAAGCAGCAGUAAGGAGGGUAGAUCUAGACGGGUUGAAAGUUCCCGCAUAGUGUUUUGCCUUACUUGCAGCUCGAUCUUCGAGGGCUGAUCCUGGCGUUUGGAGUGACUUGUCGAUACUUCGCCUAGCAGAUGGAUUGACGACUGUGACAUCUAUAAGGAUGGAUUUGGUGCAGAGUUCCUCUUCUUUAUCUCCUGCGUGUAAUCCUGGGGGGAUCACUAAAUCCAUCUUGUAGAGCCCUCUUCCCCUACCAGUGCCUGUAGUAAAUGGGGAAGAGUCUUCAACAGCGAUUGGCAUGUGGCAUUCGCGUAAUGUCUUUAACAGCACGCGAACCAUCCUAUUGUGCAGGAAGGUUGAGGCGCCGGUCUUCGCGCAGACCAGGGAAUGGGGUCGGCUCAACCGUUCCAUACACGGUGACAAUGCACCUGCGCUGCAAAGUCUGCCUGUAUCGUAGUCAGUUCGGUCGUGACUCCCCAGUACACGACCG
This is a messenger RNA of Ectocarpus sp. CCAP 1310/34, 5094 nucleotides long. NCBI's taxonomy places the organism in Eukaryota, Phaeophyceae, Ectocarpales, Ectocarpaceae. The record is from the annotation of a GenBank genome assembly.